This is a messenger RNA of Lasiosphaeria miniovina, 2478 nucleotides long. RefSeq lists its product as uncharacterized. Lineage: Eukaryota; Fungi; Ascomycota; Sordariomycetes; Sordariales; Lasiosphaeriaceae. Gene Ontology annotation, molecular function: oxidoreductase activity. The record is from RefSeq and is a predicted model, not a curated record. The transcript is spliced from 6 exons. Bases 87 to 2162 code for a protein of 691 amino acids.
AGUGAUGUAGGCGCCUAUCCUGGACGAAGCAGCAAACGUCACAGACGCGUCUUCUGAAGACGGGUGUCAGUUUACAAGCAACUUGAAUGUGGCUUCUCGCCGUGGAAGGUGCGAUCUGUACUUGUCUUCGCGAUUCCACUCCCAUCGAGCUCGCGUCACACUGUCAGGUUUCUCUGGGAGCGCCUUGGCCAUCGUCGUCCGCGUUACUUCCGUCACACAUCUCGUCGGGACACUAUCCAGCACCUGGACCAGAGCCAAUGGGAAUGGCGCUUAUUUCACUCGCUCUGCUCACCUGGCUCCCUUUGGUUCCCUUGGUCCUGGGCCAGUACACAGCCUACAACUACGGAUUCGAUGUCGGCGCCCGAGUCAAACGCGAUGUUACCCAGCCUCUGGUGGUGAGGGGAGGCGGCGAGGGAGAUCUUCGAUUCAGACAGGAGGUGCGAGAAAUGGAGCAGGACCAAGACUUGUGGACGCUCUAUAUCCUGGGCCUCAGCCUGCUGCAGUUUACCGACCAGUCCUCACCCACUUCGUGGUACGGCAUAACAGGAAUUCACGGAAUACCACACAAGACCUGGGGCGGUGUGGGACCUACUCCCGGGAACGAGGCUUCGGGUUAUUGCACCCAUUCGUCUAUCCUGUUCCCGACAUGGCAUCGGCCUUAUCUCGUUCUCUAUGAGCAAGUCAUGUACAGUCUAAUACAAUCGCUUGCGACGUGGUGGCCGGAAGGGGAGGCCAGGAACAGGUACCAACAAGCUUCCCUCAGGUUCCGGAUUCCGUACUGGGACUGGGCGGCCAACCCAUCGUCUGGACAGAGCGUGCUCCCUCAGAGCGUCGGGGGAAGCCCAUAUGUUGACGUCAACGGCCCGAGCGGGAUCCAGCGAAUCGCAAACCCCUUGUUCAGUUAUUCAUUCAAGCCGCUGAACUCAACUGCAUUCAUACAGGACCCAUGGGACUACUGGACUGUAACUCUGAGGAGUCCAACCGAUAACAGCACGGAGGCACAGUCCAAUAACUCAUUGGUGGCACUUAAUUUCGACCAGAACGUGGCUUCACUCAGCCAACGCCUCUACAUCUUAUUCUCAAACUAUGCCAACUAUAGCCUGAUAAGUAACAACGCCUGGAUACCGCUGACAAGCAACGCAUCUUACGACUCUAUCGAGUCUCUGCACGAUACAGUGCAUAAUCUUGCGGGAGGUGGUGGGCUCGGGCAACCCAAUGUCCAGGGCGGGCAUAUGUCAUAUAUCCCAUACUCCGCCUUUGACCCCAUCUUCUUCUUGCAUCACACUAUGGUCGACCGCAUCUUCUCCAUAUGGCAGGCUUUGUAUCCCGGAACCUGGGUCGUUCCAACAGCGGCGGCUUUACCGUCGUAUACGACAUCGAAAGGGCAAGUUCAAGACUCGAGGACGGCUUUGACCCCAUUCUACGCCAGUACUGACGGCACUUUCUGGACAUCGGAUACGGUCCGUGACCAUACUCAGUUUGGAUACACGUAUGCAGAACUGGCCGGGAGCUCGACAUCGGGGCCAAACACAAGCAGAAAUACUCGGUCUCAGAUCAGAAAAGCGAUCAAUCGACUCUAUGGAACAUCGAGCCCAGCUAAUCUGUUCAUCAAAGAAAUGAGGGCCAGGGGCAGACAACGUGAGCGCCGUCAACAUGUAACAAAGCAAGGCGAAUUAGACGAGGGACAGGUCACAUCCAAGAAAAGACACAAAUACCGCGAGUGGAUUGCCAACAUCCGUGUCAAGAAACAAUCUUCCGCGGGCCCCUUUUCCGUCCACUUCUUUCUUGGGAGCGUGCCAGAUGACCCUCAAGAAUGGGCAAUGGCACCAAGCCACAUCGGAACAAUGGGGGUAUUUGCGGCAGACCAAACCAAUGGCAUGCCAUUGGGCCAGCUCGAGGUAUCAGGGACGGUCCCUCUGACUACAUGCUUGGUCGACAAAGUGGUCCGCGGCGAGCUCUCGAGCCUCGAGCCUUAUGAUGUGGAGCCAUAUCUUACCCUUAACCUCCAGAGGCGCCUUCUUUCCAUCAGCGGCAAGAUCUUAGACGUCUCCGAGGUUGGGGGACUGCACAUUCAUAUCAUCAGUGCUGUCGUUCGAGCGCCAUCCUCGGAAGAUGAACUCCCACUUUGGGGACAAGCAGUGGAACAUUUCGACUUGGACUAAUAUUUCUGCUUUGCUUGCUUGGUUUGCUGAUCUUGCAUUAAAUGUCGCCAGUUUUUUUGACCUGAUGCGGGCGGCGUUGGUAGCUGCUGGCUCUCAAGAGCCCUGGCCAGUUGUUGAAUUUUGGGUGGUUCGCCUUGCUUGCCCAUGACUCUACCACUCACUGCGUUUCGCGCUAUUUUAUCGGGUUUCCACGCUUUUUCUUUCUUCUUUUUCUGUGUGUUCUUGAAGAUGGCAUGCUCAUAGGCCUUUUUGCGGAGAACUGGCAGUGGAUAAUUGUAAUGUAUGUAGUAUACGUGGUUUAAUUCGCUUCAUUUGC